AUGGGCUUCAAGAAAGUACCUGAUAGGGGAUCGGAUGAGGAGUUUCCCAAUGUUCGGGAGGCCUCCUGGUCUAGUGGGGCCAAGAAACGAAAGAGAGGGCGGCCGAGGAUCCACAAACUUCCUGCAGAAUCAUCAUCAACAAACCUCCCUCAAACAACGACUUACUCUUUCCAAAACCAUGAACACAACAUUCUGGAAGAAGAAAUACCUCAUUAUCCGGGAGAUCUAACUGAUCAGCAGGUACUUGAUAACCUGAGACAGCUAGAUGACGACAGAACGGGAGGAAAGUCUCAAAAUGAUUACCUGAGGGAAUGGCUCCCGAAACGAGAGGUGUAUCUUGGAACAAUGAUUGGAGGAGAAGCCCCGGAUCCGGAUCUGAAUGGACGGUGUCAGCAAUGUCAAGGAAUGUCUGGAGUGUGGAGAUGUUGCCAAUGCUUUGGCUCUAGAAUUUUGUGUUCUGAAUGCCUGCGAAGAAACCAUCAAUUUACACCUUUCCACCGCGUUGAGAAGUGGACGGGUCUAUAUUUCCGUCCGGGAGCUCUGUGGGAAGUGGGUGUCAAGUUGUAUUUGGGUCAUAAUGGGAAGCGGUGUCCUUAUCCCACGGAUCCGAGCCAUCUAGGAUGCGACGGCGGAAACAAUUCAUCCGGGAGUCAUGGGCACGGCGGAAACAAUUCGCCCAUCUUUGAGGAUGAACACGGAUUGGACCUGGAUCCGCUUCCUGCGAGCAAUGACCAAGAAUCCUUUACGGCUCAGCUUCUGGCGGACCCGGAGGUACCCCAUUUGGUUGAGCUGGACGAUGGAGACGAUGAAAAUGAUGAUCUAUUCGAGGAAGUCGAUACAACCUAUCUGGACCAACCUCGUCCAAAGGCAGCAGACAACAAUGGAAUUCCUUUCAAGGCAAUUGUGCACACCUCCGGAGUCCAUUAUCUGCCCGUGCGAACAUGCACAUGCCGGUCCGUCCGCCUUCCGUCUAUCGAUUUACAGUAUCUGGAGAUGGGAUUAUUUGCAGCCAGCUUUGAAAACGUUCAAACUGUGUUCACAGUUGAGGUCCUUGAGGACUUUCGGAUGGACAACCUCGAGUGCAAAACGUCGGCUUAUCAGUAUUACCAAAAGUUGCGAAGACUGACUUCGCCAGCGUUUCCAAAAAAGGUGCUGAACCGCUAUCGUGAAUUGAGAAGGCUUAGUAGAGAAUACAGGGACCUUGUCCUGAGACGACAAUACGGAGAAGGGCAUACAAGAGAAGCGGUGGUCCCUUACUAUCAUCAUUGCCAUGAUUCAUCACCAGAGAGGAUGGGUAUUAAUGUAUCUGAUCCAAUUGAUGGCGGAUCUGAUAGUCCGUCUCAAGAAGUCGGAAUGUCAACGGACCCGUCUCUGGGACACGGCGGAUUAGAUGGUCCGCCUGCACCACAAAUGACGCGGACCGAGGAUCAUCCCAAAGUUGAAGAUAGGAGAGGGAAGUUGGCCUUAUUCUGCCCCGCCUGUCCACAGCCUGGAAUAAACCUACCUGAUACCUGGAUUGAUGAUGCUGACAGCAAUCUGUACAUACGUAGUUAUGUUGCAGAUGGUAAUUUCAAAGCAGAUCACCUCAAUCAGAAAAACGAGGGAGACGAUGUUUGGUUGAGCGUUGGAGAAGGAUACAUGACUGCUCCGGGCCCAUACAAGGAGCACAUCAAGGAAGCAAUUUCUCUUGCUCCACGUUAUAAACGGGAACAAACAUGUCAUAACUACCACGCCCAGAAAGCUGAAAACAGAGUCAGCCCGGGUAAGAGAGUACGUGGAAUUGGGGCACACGCUUGCGCUAGGCACGGAUGCUUCUGUCCAUCCAGCGUUGUCGAUUUUGACAAAGGCGAAAAGCAGAUGCACAUGGAUUGGUCUUUGACUCAGGCCAGGGAAACUACCAACACACAGGGAAUCACAAAACAUUUGGAAAUCUACGAUAUAAACUGUCAAUAUUGCAUUAACUUGGCAAGGCGUCUCUCAGAGUCCACAAAAAUGCAUUGGCCACCUUCUGUUAAAAUGAUUUUUGCAAUUGGUUUAUUUCACGUCCACGGGCACAAGACGGAAUGUCUUUACAACUACGCAUCCACCUAUGUCCCGGGUGUGGGAAUCAUUGACGGAGAAAUCCUGGAGCCGUUGUGGUCCGUGUUAAAUGACACAUCCCGGAGUACACGUUCCGCUACCACUGCCCAUCGAGCAGAGGUUUUGGACGACCACAUGGGGGAUUCCAACUGGAAGAAGACCAUUAAUAUGGCUGCAACAAUUGCUGCAAAGUUCAAACGGGCACGGGAACAGUCCGGAAUCACAGACCGAUUUUAUAGGGGUAUCACGGAUCAACAAGAUUCCGGGCUCAUCAACACUUGGGAAGAUGAAAUUUCAAAAGCAGAAGCGGACCGAGAACAAGGUGUGGCCGACGCUGUUGGCAAGGUAAUGGCAAGCAAAGUGAAAACGGCUGCUGGACGCCAAGAAAUUGAAUUGCAUCUUUCAAAUAUGGAACUUACAUCUAAUGGUGCUACUGGAAAGGCAGCAUGGAUAUCAUCCGGCUUAAAACUGGAGCAAGCGCAAUUGGAGCUCAGGGACCAUGUCAGAAAGCUCGGAAAGCAUCCUUCCACCGCGCAGAAACUUGACUUGGUCAAUAAACGUCGCUCCAUGCGGACCCGCGUUGAAGCCUUCUGUCGAUCCGCUAUGACCUUCAUGGGCAAAGAUGUCUUGGAGGAUAUUCAAGGGGACAUCGCUCCCAUACUUGACUAUGAAGUCAGUGACAACGACGAUCCUGAUCUUGGAAAUGUCAACAUUACCCGCGCGGAUCCGGAACGACAGCCGCUUCCGUUUCCCUCCGCCGUCAAACAAGAUUUCUUUGACGGCCUUGACGCGGGAACAAACCUCAUUUUAAAAGGGCUUCGCAAACUUGAACUUCAAAUAAGACAUGGCCACGCAGAGGACUGUCUGGAAGCGGUCCGGUCAGCCUUGAUCCAGCUUUCUUGGCAGUAUAAAUAUCAGGUUCGGACCGCCGACUCCGUCUAUAUGGGGACUCGUGCUUGGGAUGGCGUCAAGCUUUUGAAUGCUUCCUGGAAAUUGCACCGGCGACUCUACAACACAAACCGUCAGAAGAUGAUCUAUUUAUCUGCUGGCGUGCGAGACGAGGAUAAUAUUCGGAAACAAUAUCCCAUUCUGCAAGUCCAUGAUUGCAAGCAUAGUAAUGCCGUGUCGGAUCCGAACAUUCGCGGAGGAAGCUCGGACCGUCUAAGUUGGAUUUGGAGAUCCCGUCAGGGCCUGGACAAUGAUAAUCAAUUAUACGUUAAUGAGUUCUUUAGGCUAAACUGGCUCCGCGCGCGAGCUCAGAGGAAUAGAUGGCAAGAGGAGCUGGCCUUGACAAAAAAGGAAAUGGAAUGGACUGUCAGAUUUUAUGUGUAUAUGGCAAAGACAUGGCGUGCACGGCAUGAUUUUGUUCCUGACAGGUUAGUUGGUCACAGGGCAAAUGCUCAAAAGCAGAUUGCCAUGUGGAAUGAUCUGGGGCGGGCCGCGGAUAAGGUCUUCCGUCAAAUUAACCCGGAGUAUCCGUCCGUGUGGAGAUUUAUAAUUACAGAUUAA
Messenger RNA from Psilocybe cubensis, 3588 nucleotides. RefSeq lists its product as uncharacterized. Bases 1 to 3588 code for a protein of 1195 amino acids. Lineage: Eukaryota; Fungi; Basidiomycota; Agaricomycetes; Agaricales; Agrocybaceae. The transcript is spliced from 6 exons. The record is from RefSeq and is a predicted model, not a curated record.